Molecule: messenger RNA, 1781 nt
Organism: Chrysoperla carnea
Lineage: Eukaryota; Metazoa; Arthropoda; Insecta; Neuroptera; Chrysopidae
Product: angiogenic factor with G patch and FHA domains 1
Exons: 8
Coding region: 13-1701 (562 amino acids)
Molecular function (GO): nucleic acid binding; protein binding
Source: RefSeq, a predicted model, not a curated record
UGCUUUGAUGAAAUGAGUUCGUGUUCAUGUAAAUUAAGUAACAAUGAUUUGGAAUCAUCUGAAACUGAAAAUAGUGAAAAAGAAGUAAAUCUAUUAUCGAAACUUAUCGAUACUAACCUCAAUUUUGAAGAACAUUUUAUACAAUAUCCUGAAAUCAAGAAAUUUGUUGACAGCUUAUUUAAAUAUAUUGAUAGACAAGAUAAAAAAAUACGAAAAAUUCGAAGAAAAUUGGAAAAAUAUAAACAAAAAAUUGAAUUUAAAAUUGAAAAACAUGAUGUAUGUACUCAAUACGAGGUCAACGAUGAAUCGAUUGUUAAAAGUAUCGUAGACGAUAUUACCGAGGCUGCAACAAACGUUGUACAAGAAACAGGAUUUGUAUAUGAGGCUACAUCAGGAUUGUAUUAUGAUUACAAAACUGGCUAUUAUUAUAAUGCUGAAUAUGGACUAUAUUAUGAUGGAAAUACAGGAAUAUACUAUAAAUAUAAUGAACACUCUCACGAAUUUGAAUUUCACUCAAAAGUGGAAUUACCAGAAACUUCUUCUGAAACCGAAGUUGGAACGUCAGCCAAGAGAAAAGAGAAAAUCAAAGAUAGAGAAGAUUACAAACGAGUGAAACACGGUGAUGAAGACACUACGGAGGUUAUCGUUGAUCCUACCACCGAUGAUGAACGAUCAUCAGGACCUGUCAUUAUUGAAGAAGGCGAAUGCACAAAUUCAUCCGACAGUGAUAAUGAUGAUCAGCAUGUUAGACUUAAAAAAAAUAACGAUGAAGUUCAAACUUUCACACAUGCUGAGUGUGAUUUAAAUGAUGAAGAAAUAAGUAAAGCAUGGCCACCUUGUAUGCGUAUAAUUGUACAAGAAACAAGUCUAGAAAAACUGCAAACCGGAACAUUAUUUGUCAUAACGUGUGAUGGUGGUUCAAUGGGCAGAGAAGGGAAUCAUUCAAUACUGAUUCCUGAUAUAAAUGUUAGCAAACAUCAUGCUACGUUUACAUUUAACCGGGAUACAAGUCAUUAUAUGAUUGUUGAUUUGGGAUCCAGAAAUGGUACAUUGCUGGAUGGUAAACGAUUAUCAGUUGCUAAACAAGAAAGCGAUCCAACUAUUAUUAAUCAUGGGGCUAUUAUUCAGGUCGGUGCUACAAAAUUACUUUGCCAUAUUCAUUCAGGAAAUGAAACUUGUGGAGAUUGUGAACCAGGUUUAUAUAAGAAAGUAAUAUCAGCUGAACCAAAAUUAAUUGGAUCGAACACAAAUAAAAAUGAACAUAAAACCGAACUAAAACGACUGAAAAAAAAGUUUGGAAUUGAUGGAUUUGUAAUACCUGAAGUAAAAUUACCCGACGGCUAUCAAGAUCGUGCACAAACCCGUAGGGAGAAAGUUGGUAGUAUUAAUCAUAAUGCAAAAACUGAAACGGCAUCAAUUCACCAAACUAUAUCAUCUGAAAAUAAAGGAUUUCGAUUAUUGAAAGGAAUGGGAUGGACUGAAGGAUCUUCUUUGGGGAAAGAUGGUACUGGCAUUACUCAGCCGAUUCCUUUGGUUUCUAAUGUUGGCCACAGUGGGCUUGGGUCUGUCGAGCCUGAUAUUCCAGUUCGAAAAUUAUCGAAGAAGGAAAAGAAAAAAGAAGAAAGAUGGCGAAAAAUGCAUGAAAGAUUUCAAAACAUUCCUACAAAUGAGGAGGAGGUUCUCAAUGAAGAUAGCCCGUAAAAACUUUUUGUUUAAUUUUAUAAAAAUAAAUAUUGUUAUAAAUAUUUAAUAUGCUUGAUUUUAUAGCUACAAAGUUCUUA